Sceloporus undulatus (fence lizard) is the source of this 1982-nucleotide messenger RNA. It is a transcript of the gene SAMD7, whose product is annotated as sterile alpha motif domain containing 7. NCBI's taxonomy places the organism in Eukaryota, Metazoa, Chordata, Lepidosauria, Squamata, Phrynosomatidae. Bases 172 to 1806 code for a protein of 544 amino acids. The record is from RefSeq and is a predicted model, not a curated record. The transcript has 9 exons. Gene Ontology annotation, molecular function: protein binding.
CUCUGGCAAGCAAAUGACAGCAGCAGCCUGAAGCAAAGAUCUGCAGCGAAGACACGAAACCUGGGAUAUUCACUGCAAUCUUCUCCUGUGUCAAAACUAAAGCCUUGGCAACUCCUGUGAUACCAAUUGGACUGAUAAGUGGUGGAAAAGUCAGCUGUUUCCCUCCAUAGCAUGACUCCUCGAGAUCACAUGAGAAAGAUGUCAAUCCUUGGAGAACAGGGAACCUUGGAAGAUAAGCAUUUAUAUCGGCUAGCCAGUGGAAUGGCAGCAGGUGAGUUGCGGCAGCGGCAAGAGAUGAUCAUGAGAAACCAGAUGAUGGCGGUAAACCCACAACUUAUGGCAGGAGGCCAGCAGAGAAUCCAGACAAUUCCCUCACAGUUUGAACCUCGGUUCAUGGAAAGAGAUUUGUUACCUUCAGCUGAGAUGUUGGCUCCAAAUGACCCCAGGCAGAUUCAUGUAGCUUCCCACCUGGGUCCUGCAGUCCCACAACAUGCCAACAUGCCAAACCUAUUAUCCAAUCGUGUUUACCAAGGGCCAGGUUAUAGUUUUCUCCAGCCAGAAUCUAUGGAAGCUGUAACCAGAAGGCAAGAAUUGGUUCAGAAACAAAACAUUGCCAGGAUGGAGAUGGAAAUGGGUGCCAUUUUUCAACAAAAAGAAAUAGAAAAAGCUCACCGCAAAGGGCUGUUAGGACUGGAAGGCCCCUUCCUUUACCACAGUAUCCCAGCUAGCCCAGUUGCUUUCCGAGGGAGACACAGGAUACCAGAAGGCCACCUUCCUAAUGACUUAUAUGUUCAUCGAACCACCCUUGAUGAACUUCAUGGCAAUGCCAUGUUAAUGGCCACCAGCCCCUACCCGCCUGUCAGCACUCUACAAAGGGAGCGAGGCCGCCGUCCAGGCAGAAGAGCCGGGAAUCACAAAGCGGCUGAUUGUACUGUCAAUGGCAUCAAGAGCCAAGUAGAAGAUAAGGCCAUGGACCUGGCUGCUGUGGCUGCUGAUGAAGAGAAAGAGGACAAAAAGGAAGCAGAGGUGGAAAUGCUGAGCAAACAUGAACAAAGUAAAGUCCACACAGAGCCAUCUGCUGUGGUGGCCAAAAAUGACAAGGAGUAUGAGCAUGCCUUAAGGAAAGAUUCAGGCAGCCACGAAAUACCCAGUGAAGCUAAUGGCUGCAGCAAUGGAAAUGAGAAAGAUCCCAGCAACUCUUGCUCGGCCUUUGAAGAAAAGUAUGUGUAUCCACCUGCAUUUGCAUUCUCAACACUCCCGUAUGGUUUCUCUGUACCCAGCAACCCACUGCUACCUUCAGCCACUUCCAGCCUGAUUCUGAAUGCAGAAGACAUUUCUUCUAUUGAAGAUAUCCGCAAAUGGACUGUUGAAGAUGUAUAUAGUUUUAUCAUCAGCCUUCCAGGGUGUUCAGACUAUGCACAGAUAUUUAAAGAUCAUGCGAUUGAUGGAGAAACCUUACCGUUACUCACAGAAGAACAUCUUUUGGACACAAUGGGAUUAAAACUUGGACCUGCAUUAAAGAUACGGUUGCAGGUGUCCCGGCGCUUAGGCAGUGCCUUCUACAUGAUGAACCUUCCUCUGUCCAUGCCCACUCCAUCUGCUCCAAGCAAGCCUUCUGAUCCUCCCCCAGAUGUGGCAUCCCCUCUUCAUUGCAAUAAUACUGGUGAUGCUCUAGCCAGUCCUACGUCCAAGGAUGCAGAACUUUCCAAAAUGGUUGAACAAGGUGCUACAGAAAACAGGGAAAAUACAUCAGAUAUAGCCGGAACUCCGGCAGAUUUCCAUAUGGUCAGCUAUCAGAAAAACUGAAGCUGGUCACAGUCUAGAAAUGACAGUGUGUUUUUAAAAAGUGACCAUGCAAAUCUAAAACACUUGUGAAGCCUGGAAACAUGAAAUAAGCUGUGCUCAAUACAAUUUACUGUGUUUUUUUAAAAAAAAUAUAACUGAAAUAUAUGCAUCUGUGCAAUUAAGAAGUACAGUAGCUU